GGCUGCGAUGGGAAAGGUCAUAGGGUGGGCUCCGCAGGUGGCGAUCUUGGCCCACCCAGCAGUAGGAGGGUUCGUCUCCCACUGCGGGUGGAAUUCCACCCUUGAGAGCAUAUGGUUCGGGGUGCCGAUGGCCACGUGGCCGGUGUACGCGGAGCAACAAUUAAAUGCCUUUGAAUUGGUAAGGGAGUUGGGUUUGGCAGUGGCAAUUAAGAUGGAUUAUAGGAGAGACACCCAAGUGGUGGUGAGUGCGGAGGAGAUAGAGAGAGGGAUAAGGGAGGUGAUGGAGCAUGAUAGUGAUGUAAGGAAGAGGGUGAAAGAGAUGAGUGAGAAGAGCAAGAAAGCCUUGAUGGAUGGUGGGUCCUCACACUCUUCAUUAGGACAUUUUCUUGAUCAGAUUUUUCUUUGAUAUAUUAGGAAAGUCCUAGAAAAAUAAGAAAUCCCCGUACCAAUUGCUACUG
This is a messenger RNA of Prunus avium (sweet cherry), 458 nucleotides long. RefSeq names its product putative UDP-glucose flavonoid 3-O-glucosyltransferase 3. Gene Ontology annotation, molecular function: UDP-glucosyltransferase activity. NCBI's taxonomy places the organism in Eukaryota, Viridiplantae, Streptophyta, Magnoliopsida, Rosales, Rosaceae. The record is from RefSeq and is a predicted model, not a curated record.